Linum trigynum is the source of this 948-nucleotide messenger RNA. The record is from the annotation of a GenBank genome assembly. Lineage: Eukaryota; Viridiplantae; Streptophyta; Magnoliopsida; Malpighiales; Linaceae.
AUGGCGAUUAAGAGCAAAGUGCUUGUCGUCGGCGGGACGGGCUACAUCGGGCGGCGGAUCGUGGCGGCGAGCCUGGCUCAGGGCCACACCACUUACGUGCUGAAGCGGCCGGAGAGCGGUUUGGACAUUGAGAAGCUUCAGAUCCUGCUGUCCUUCAAGAAGCAAGGCGCUCAACUCGUGGAGGCCUCUUUUUCCGACCAGGACAGCCUCGUCCGCGCCGUCAAGCUCGCAGACGUCGUCAUCUGCACCAUGUCCGGCGUUCACUUCCGGUCCCACAACAUCCUGCUCCAGCUCCAGCUCGUCGACGCCAUCAAGCAAGCUGGAAACGUCAAGCGGUUCGUGCCGUCGGAGUUCGGGAUGGAUCCGGCGAGGAUGGGAGGCGCGUUGGAGCCAGGCAACGAGACUUUCGAGCAGAAGAUGGUGGUGAGGAAGGCCAUCGAAGACGCCAACAUCCCGCACACUUACAUCUCCGCCAACUGCUUCGCCGGUUACUUCGUCGGCAAUCUCUCCCAGCUCGGCACCCUCACCCCUCCCUCUCGCGACCAACAGGUCGUCAUCUAUGGCGGUGGGAACGUCAAGGUGGUGUACGUGGACGAGGACGACGUUGGCACGUACACGAUCAAAGCAGUAGAUGACGAGCGAACGUUGAACAAGACGGUGUACAUAAGGCCGCCUGAGAAUGUGAUGACUCAGGGAGAGUUGGUUGCCAUGUGGGAGAAGCUGAGCGGUCAACAGGUUCAAAAAGUUGACCUUUCCGCCCAAGACUUCCUUGCUUCCAUGGAAGGGAAGGAUGUAGCUACCCGCGCAGGGAUAGGGCAUUUCUACCACAUAUUCUACGAGGGGUGCCUAGCCAAUUUCGAGAUCGGUGAAGAUGCAGCAGAAGCUUCGAGUUUGUAUCCAGAAGUGAAGUACACUCGCGUCCAUGAAUAUUUGCAGAUAUUCCUUUGA